GCAGGGUUCGCUGCCACGCGUUCGCUGCCAUUACGGGGUUCCUGGUGCUAGCCGCAAUGACGGGAGUGCAAGCUCGCUGCCCUCCCAGGCGGUCGGGUCUCUUGAGCAACUGUGAUUACACCGUAUGUUCCCCCGCGGAGUGCGCCGCGCAGGGUCUGGAGUGCUGCCCGAAACCAUGCGGUGGAAGCUGGUGCGUCAGAGGUAUACGUCCGCCACCCGAAUUCACCGAGAUCUGUCCACCAGUGUUUAAUUGGGCCCAGGACUGCCUUGAGCCGAGGAAUAACACGACUUGUGAACAACUGAACUGCUUCAAGGUGGGAUCCAUCUGCUGCCGCAAUGGCUGCAAGGAAAACUACUGCUACCUCGUGCCCGGCACAUUCAAGUGAGGCCCUCGGUCACCAAUAGCCACGCCAAGUUUUUUCUCGACACUUUAUCAGAAUAAACAUCCGUUUGAUA
Messenger RNA from Dermacentor andersoni, 456 nucleotides. The record is from RefSeq and is a predicted model, not a curated record. NCBI's taxonomy places the organism in Eukaryota, Metazoa, Arthropoda, Arachnida, Ixodida, Ixodidae.